GGGUAGGCUGCACAUAUUCAAACCCUGCACACGCCGCCAUGCCUAAGCGGGGCUGUGCUCUAGAACGUGCUCUCUGACCCCAGUGGCAGUCCCUUCUCACUACACUGCGGUCGAGACUCCCCCUCUCCCAGAUCGAGGCUUGCUUCUGCUCUCUCUCCCUCCCUCGCUCCGUCUCUGUCUGUCUCGCCUACUCUAAAGCUAGCCCGGAGGUCCCUCAGGGUCGAAGGUUCUGCCCUGCCUGCUCCGAGUUCCACCCCUCGGCCACCGACAUCUGCAUUGCCUCUCGCAUGGACCAGCGUCUUUAAGUGAGAAGAGGGCGACCCCGACGCGUACCGGCCACUGAAAGUGCAGAUCCUGUCCUAGUAUAGCGGCGAGCAAAGAAGGAGGAAGAAGUUGUCGUUGUUUUCCUGUCGUCUUCAUUUUCCCACCUGAGUGGAGGUUCUUGGAGGAUGCCGGCCGUGCGUCUCGGUGCAGGGACCUGGUAAACUUUCUAAUGGUGUGCGUGUGAAGCAGGAUGGCCCACGGAAUGCCGGCACAGGGCAAAGUGACCAUUACCGUGGACGAGUACAGCUCCAACCCCACGCAGGCCUUCACCCACUACAACAUCAACCAGAGCCGCUUUCAGCCACCCCAUGUCCACAUGGUGGACCCGAUCCCUUAUGACACUCCCAAGCCAAGCGGCCACACGCGUUUUGUGUGUGUGUCCGACACACACUCGCGGACAGAUGGCAUCCAGAUGCCGUACGGCGACGUGCUGCUGCACACGGGCGACUUCACCGAGCUGGGCCUCCCGUCCGAGGUCAAGAAGUUUAACGACUGGCUAGGCGGACUCCCGUACGAGUACAAGGUGGUGAUCGCUGGGAACCACGAGCUGACCUUCGACAAAGACUUCAUGUCCGACCUGGUCAAGCAGGAUUACUAUCGCUUUCCGUCGGUGUCCAAGUUGAAACCCGAGGACUUUGACAAUGUUCAGUCCCUGCUCUCGAACUGUGUUUACCUGCAAGACUCUGACGUCACCAUCAAGGGCUUUCAAAUAUACGGGACGCCAUGGUGAG
Messenger RNA from Alosa alosa (allis shad), 1055 nucleotides. It is a transcript of the gene mpped2a, whose product is annotated as metallophosphoesterase domain containing 2a. Gene Ontology annotation, molecular function: hydrolase activity. The coding region runs from base 515 to 1054 and encodes 179 amino acids. The record is from RefSeq and is a predicted model, not a curated record. The transcript is spliced from 4 exons. Lineage: Eukaryota; Metazoa; Chordata; Actinopteri; Clupeiformes; Clupeidae.